AUGGCAGACGACGCAGGUACUAAUGAGACGGAUCCAAUUAAGCAGUUCGAUGCAAACAACCCAUGGAACAUCCUGCUAACGUUGAGACCAUCAGACGUAGGCACGAGUAAUACAUUAACGGUUCCGAGAGUGUCGGCAGAAACAAGGAUGCUUCCUUUCUUGAGUAUGUAUCGUUUCAGAGGGUACGUAGACUUUUAUGAUGUUGAAAGUGACGUCGUAACAACUCUUACCUUAAAAAGACAAAGAAAUGGAGACUAUCAUUUUCAUGGAUGGAGUAUGGUUCUCGAACGAAAACAUUGCAAGACAGGAGAUACUGUUGUGUUUUGGUGGGAUAAUCUUCACCGUAGAUUUAAUUUCGAACUAGUCUUGAUUGCUUAG
This is a messenger RNA of Capsella rubella, 378 nucleotides long. Its product is annotated as B3 domain-containing protein At4g05630-like. The transcript has a single exon. Bases 1 to 378 code for a protein of 125 amino acids. The record is from RefSeq and is a predicted model, not a curated record. Lineage: Eukaryota; Viridiplantae; Streptophyta; Magnoliopsida; Brassicales; Brassicaceae.